Molecule: messenger RNA, 2598 nt
Organism: Apodemus sylvaticus (European woodmouse)
Lineage: Eukaryota; Metazoa; Chordata; Mammalia; Rodentia; Muridae
Gene: Slc35f2
Product: solute carrier family 35 member F2
Exons: 8
Coding region: 271-1398 (375 amino acids)
Biological process (GO): transmembrane transport
Cellular component (GO): membrane
Molecular function (GO): transmembrane transporter activity
Source: RefSeq, a predicted model, not a curated record
ACAAACCUGCCCUUUCUCCUCCAGCUUCCCAAAGGUGCCAGGUGGCGAUCUGCAAAAGCAUUGUCUGGCCCUCAGGGCUUGACAGUUAAUGAUUUGUCGCACGAGCGGGGCGGAGGAGUACCGGGACGCGGGCGAGCGUGCUAGCGAGCACAGCAGGAGAGCAAAGCAGGGCGCGAGCCGAGUCCGCGCCGUUCUCACAGGCACCGCCUCCUGUCUUCCGGGCCCGAGCACUUCUCGGGGUUCCGGGCACGCGAGGCUCGUAGGGACCCCAUGGAGGCUGAGUCGCCGGCGAGCGCGGGGGCCAGCGAGCCCCAGGCGCUGGGUACGGUGGGCAGUAUCGGCAGCCAACUGAGCAGGAUCCGAGACAAACUCUUCACCUGGGAUAUUUUGAAGACCAUAGCUCUGGGCCAGAUGCUUUCCUUGUGUAUUUGCGGCACAGCCAUCACCAGCCAGUAUUUGGCAGAGAAGUACAGAGUGAACACGCCCAUGCUUCAGAGUUUCAUCAACUACUGCUUGCUGUUCCUGGUUUAUACAGUGAUGCUGGCGUUUCGGUCUGGCAGUGAUAACCUUCUGGAGAUUUUGAAGAGAAAAUGGUGGAAGUACGCUCUCUUGGGGCUUGCCGAUGUGGAAGCCAAUUAUCUGAUUGUCAGAGCAUACCAGUACACCACCCUGACCAGUGUCCAGCUCUUGGAUUGCUUUGGAAUUCCUGUGUUGAUGGCGCUCUCCUGGUUUAUUCUCCGAGCAAGAUACAAAGUGAUCCACUUCAUUGCCGUGUUUGUCUGUCUGCUGGGUGUAGGGACCAUGGUUGGCGCAGAUAUACUAGCCGGGCGAGAAGAUAAUUCAGGGAGCGAUGUUCUCAUCGGCGACAUCCUGGUCCUGCUUGGGGCUUCCUUGUAUGCUGUGUCUAACGUGUGUGAGGAGUACAUCGUGAAGAAGCUGAGCAGACAGGAAUUUUUAGGAAUGGUGGGACUGUUUGGAACCAUCAUCAGUGGCAUACAACUAUUGAUUGUGGAAUAUAAAGACAUUGCCCGGAUUCAAUGGGACUGGAAAAUUGCCCUGUUAUUUGUGGCAUUUGCCCUCUGUAUGUUUUGCCUGUACAGCUUCAUGCCAUUGGUGAUUAAAGUUACUAGUGCCACUUCAGUCAACCUGGGCAUCCUGACAGCUGACCUCUACAGCCUUUUCUUUGGGCUUUUUCUAUUCGAGUAUAAGUUUUCAGGACUCUACAUCCUGUCAUUCACGGUCAUCAUGGUAGGCUUUAUCCUGUACUGCUCCACCCCAACGCGCACCGCAGAGCCAGCAGAGAGCAGCGUGCCUCCUGUCACCAGCAUCGGGAUCGACAAUCUGGGCCUGAAGCUUGAGGAGACCAGUCUCCCAGAGACCCACUCUGCAGUCUUGUAGCUGGACAAGCCACAGACGCCGGCGUGUCACCAGGAGUGAGCAGAGCCUGCCACUGCCAAGGGCGUAUCUGAGGCGACAUCGGCCUCGGAGGGAAAAUGUUGAUGGUUAGGUUGUAGAAAGGAACACUGACUAGUGGUUCCAAACUAGAAAUACUAAAAUAGAACAGAGAGCCCGAGGGUAGUGUUUCUGUGUGUUGAGUACCAGUACCUGUGAGCCGGAGUGACAUGUGCAAGGCUCCUUGCUGGGGUUUCAGAAACACGUGUGAGAAGAGGAGGGAUGGGGAGCUGCUUCGGGGCUGUUUAGGUAGUUAGGAGUUGAGAGAGUCUGGGAUGGUUGUGCAAUAAGAGUCCUCUGUUGGGAGCUUCAUGGUUUUUGUUCUGCUGGGGCAGUCACUGCCCAUGGGCCUUAUGAAAUUUAGACACCCAUGACGCCUGGUCCCUGGUGGUGGGUGGUGGGAAAAAUGGGUGGGGCAGCACUCCAUUGCCCAAGAUAAACUGUGACUACUUUGAAAGCAGCUAAUGAGUACAGGAAUCCAGAAAUCCUCUCCCAGUUGUGUUCCUUGAUGUUUUAUAGCCAGUCCCUCCCCUCUGUCCUCUUGCUUAUCCCUAGCCACGUUUGUUCCUGCGUUCUGAGUUCCGGAGCAAACCACUCUCAAAGCCUGUUACAUUUGGGUAUCUCUCCCAUUCAGCCCCACACUAUACCCUGAGACUUCUCCAAGCUAAUCCACUCCUCUUACCCUUUUAAAAAUAUCCCCGGUGCCCGGGAAAGAGUCAUCCCCGUUGUCUUCACCUCACCAAGCCACAGUUUAGAAAAUUAACCCGCUGCAACUUCUCAUAGCAAGACAAGAGCUUGCUGUCUCAGGUUGGGAAAAAAAUGCAUUAUCAUUAAAUCAAAAACACAGCGCUAAUCACUUCCCAUCGAAGAAAGGAACACUGACCAAUGGUUCCACACUAGGAUUCCUAAAGUGGGUUGGUGCUGGGGUUCUGGAGUCCUGACUGUAGGAGGAGAGUGUCUUCCUUCUUCCCAUGGGUUUAUGAUGCUCGCAGGUUUGUGACAAUUCCUCAGCACGGUGUCAACACAUAGCCUCAGCAUAAAGUCAGCCACCAGAGUGCCACCUUCAGAAAACUCUAUGUAAAUUGUUUUUGUAUAAGUAUAAUAAAGAAAUUUGGGGUAAGUGUUCAUAUUAUUAAAAGACUUUAA